Tuber melanosporum (Perigord truffle) is the source of this 1756-nucleotide messenger RNA. RefSeq lists its product as uncharacterized. The transcript has a single exon. The record is from RefSeq and is a predicted model, not a curated record. Lineage: Eukaryota; Fungi; Ascomycota; Pezizomycetes; Pezizales; Tuberaceae. Bases 658 to 921 code for a protein of 87 amino acids.
CCAGGGCGCAACGUGACUGCAUCCCACCUUUGCCCUCCUCCCCUCCCACUCCCCUCAGUCACCCUCGCAUAGCUUCCCUACGUCCCUACUUUCCCUACACAACCAAAACUGGCCCGGGGAAAAACUUACCGAUGACUGCUGUGUGGAGCCCGCGAUGACUACAUUGCGAUUUUUUUUUUUUUGCGAGGUAGGCUGUGCGAGUUCUGGGACUUUGCACCUCAACUUGUUUGGGAUCGAGCAGAUGCAUGUCCUGUCCAGAUCAUUCAGUGCACGUUCCACCUCCCAAGACCGAUUUCCAUAGUAUGCCGAGCUCUGCAAGUGGCUUUUUGGUGUAUAUAAUGCUCGUGGUUUCGCCGCCAUUGUGCUCACCUCGUUCUUCGCCGCACACCAAUCUACAUUCGCUACAUUCGAAAAGCAUUUAACUUCUACUCCCUCAAAUACAUUCGAUUCACUCAUUCAUCGUCCUUCUAUACAGCUUCUACUACCACUUUUACUCUUUCUAAUUCCCUUUCCUUCAGGAAUCGCAUACACCAGGCGAUACUUGGAGCAGAUAUUCAAUUGCAGUCGCUCACACUCAGUGAUUCUUUACCUACCUCUACCUAAUUUUUACCUUCUUUAAACUUCAAGCACUUUUUUUUAAAAAAAACACCCUUCAAUAUGUGCAUGAGAGUUGUCGAACGCUAUGCUGUGUGCAAGUGCGUCUACUACACCCAUGGUAUCGAUCAGUGCUCCGCAUAUGGUCGCCGCGGCCACUCCGUUCAGGACAAGACCGUCCUUGUCGGUCAUACCUGCCCCGAUCAUUCGGGCGCCAAUUGGGCCACUGGCCCCGCUCCCAACUAUGGAGGUUUCCCGGGAAGCAGCAGUACCGGCGGUUUUGGCGGUUCGGGAGAAUCCGGCCGCUACAACGUUCACUGGCGGUAAACCCGCAUUCAAUUCGACAAGUUAUCCGGCGGUCCGGCUGGGAAGGAUCUCCUCAACUGAAUUUUCUUGAAUUGGCAUUUGGGGAUACGGAAGGUGGAGGGGGUGGGAUGGUAGAGGAAUGGGCUGGGGGAGGGUAAUGGAAGUGAACGGAGAACAUGAGCACCAUACCGGUAUAAAGAGAGGAGAGAACGCGGGGGGACAUUGACGAGCCGAAGAUCCGAAUUCCGACAUGGUUUUUUUAUUUUUCACGCAUCAGUCGAAAUCCGUGGAAAUAUCUUAUUGCGGUUUCGAUUUGUUCGAGCGGUUUACGAUUCACGCGGGACGCGGAAAACUUGUUUCUUCAUAGCGUGGGAAUGUUUUACGCAAACGUUUACGAGGCAUUUUUCGAUACACGAUUGAAUGGGAAAUGACAUGGGUUUCUUGGUUUUCCUUGUUAUCAUUUUAUUUUUAUUUUUAUUUUCACCCUCUAAUGGAUACUAGUAGGGCAAAAAUUGGAGCUGUCGGAGUCUUUGGUUGGGGAGUUUUUCUUCUUUCAUUCUUUCUGGUUGAUCGCUACUUUGCAUCUCUCCUUUGUCUUCUUUUCAUAACUUUGUUAUACCACAGGACUUUUUUUUUAUUUUUUUUUUAUUUUUUUCACUUUAAGGUGUUAGUGCGUUAGUCAGGGAUUAUUUUAUUUAUGCCUACCUCACGGUUCGGGGGGGGGUCUCAUUUUUAUUUGUGGAAACCGAGUGAACUGCCUCCUCCCAAGCAUUCUUUUUGCGGAAAAAAAGGGCUGUGAUUAUCUAUCAUAUUAUUAUUAUCCCGAACCGUAGCCGUCACGGGCAGAGGAACGGGU